This is a messenger RNA of Effrenium voratum, 1560 nucleotides long. NCBI's taxonomy places the organism in Eukaryota, Dinophyceae, Suessiales, Symbiodiniaceae. The record is from the annotation of a GenBank genome assembly.
AUGUCAGCGAUCUACGACGUCGCUGCCGACUUCAUCACAAAUAAGUCCCUCACCGCCAGCUGGGACACCAGCGUGAUCCUUUGGGACCUCAACGCAGGAACGGAGGUGGGCCCCUUGACUUGCUCCGGCGGCGGAUAUGGCGGAUGCGGACACACAGUGUCUGUCUGGAGGGUGGUUGCCGACUUCACCGCCGAAUUGGCCCUCUCCGGCGAUUCUGGUGGCACCCUCAUCCUGUGGAACCUCGCCACAGGGCAGGAAGUCCGCGCGAUCACAGGGGGUCCCUCCAGCAUAAUUACAGACAUGUCUGCCGACUUUGGUCUGCUGAAGGCCUUCGUCGCUACCUCAGAUGGCUCGAUGGUUGUGUGGGACCUCUCCGCAGGAACGCAAGUCCACGCCAUGAGCGCGAACUACAACCCGAACCAAGUCCAGGUGGACUGGGAUCUCCUUCAGGCCAUCUCAUGCGACAACAGCGGCAACCUCGUCUUGUGGGACCUGGAUUUGGGACAGGAGGUACGUCAGAUUAAACCCAAUGUUGGCAAGCUCGUCACUUGCCAAGCAGAUUUCCCUUCGAUGCAGGCGGUCACUGCUGGCGACGACUCGGAGCUCUACCUCGUGGACCUCUCCGGGUCCGUUGUCCGAACCAUGACCGGGCACACCAAUGGCAUCCGCACAGUGGUGGCAGACUUCACGGCCAUGAUGGCCUUGACGGGCAGCAUCGACUCCACGGUCAUCUUGUGGGACCUCAGCACAGGCAGCGCAGUCCACACGCUGACUUCGCAUCUUAGCACCGUCCAAGCAAUUGCUGCGGACUUCUCCUGCAUGCGAGCUUUGUCCACGGGCAACGAUGGCAAGCUUGUAGCUUGGGACUUGGACACGGGUCUGCAAAUAGCCGAGGACGGGAGCCACACAGACAGGGUCACCAGUUUGGUAGCUGACUUCUCCCUCGGGAAGGCCUUGACAGGGUCGCGCGACACGGUCGCCAAGUACUGGGACCUGGGGGAGGCUAUGACGUGUGCAGCUUCGCCCGACAAAGUGCGGACCAACUCGCAGUUCUACCUGGACCAAGCAGAACACUACCAGGUUCCUCUGGUGGCGGAGCUGGUGCGGCGCAUGCACGUCCUGGCGCGGAUGCCGGACGGCCACGGGGAGCCGCUGCAGGUGGGGCAAUACCACCUCGGGGAGUUCUACCAGCCCCACUUCGACUCCGAACUUUCGCAGAAUCUGCGGCGGGCAGUGACGGUGCUCGUCUACCUGGACCCGCCCAAGGCAGGCGGCGAGACCAUCUUCCCGAAGCACCGAAAGUGCCAGGACGCCGACUUUGCGGACUGCUGCAACCGCACGGAGCUGAUUGCAGAAGGCAAGGGCUUCUGGGUUCGUGGGAAGAAGGGCCAGGCGGUGGUUUUCUACUCCCACGACCUGGAUGGCAGGCACAACCCGUUGUCCAUGCACGGCUCCUGCCCGGUGCUCGCAGGUGAGAAGUGGGUGGCUCAGCAGUGGUUCCGACUGGAGCCGUAUGCCGGCAGCCCCUACUUCUUCCCCGUGGCUGACUCGGCUACCUGA